Molecule: messenger RNA, 6250 nt
Organism: Calypte anna (Anna's hummingbird)
Lineage: Eukaryota; Metazoa; Chordata; Aves; Apodiformes; Trochilidae
Gene: SLC30A7
Product: solute carrier family 30 member 7
Exons: 11
Coding region: 211-1353 (380 amino acids)
Biological process (GO): zinc ion transport; intracellular zinc ion homeostasis; transmembrane transport
Cellular component (GO): Golgi apparatus; membrane
Molecular function (GO): zinc ion transmembrane transporter activity
Source: RefSeq, a predicted model, not a curated record
CGUCCCCCCCGGCAAGAUCAACGGGAAGGUACGUCACAUCCCCGUUGUAUCGACGCGCAGGCGCACAGUAGGAAACCGGAAGCCUGACUGGCGCGUGGGCCGGCGGCAGAGGAACGCUCCCGCCCCGCCCCAGCCCCCUCUGCUCCGCACCGCCCCUCCCCUCUGCUCCCCGCCUCCCCUGUCGGCCGGGUGAGCCGCGGCCCGAGGAAGAUGUUGCCUCUCUCCAUCAAGGAUGAUGAGUACAAACCGCCCAAAUUCAACCUGCUCAGGAAGGUGUCGGGCUGGUUCAGGUCCAUUCUGGCGGACAAGACCUCCCGCAACCUCUUCUUCUUCCUCUGCCUUAAUCUCUCCUUCGCCUUCGUGGAGCUGCUCUACGGCCUCUGGAGUAACAGUUUAGGUCUAAUAUCAGAUUCUUUUCAUAUGUUUUUUGACUGUACUGCUCUAUUGGCUGGAUUAGCAGCUUCCGUUAUUUCAAAAUGGAGGUCAAAUGACGCUUUCUCAUAUGGGUAUGUCAGAGCAGAAGUACUUGCUGGUUUUGUAAAUGGUUUAUUCCUCAUCUUUACAGCAUUCUUCAUUUUUUCUGAAGGUGUUGAGAGAGCACUUGAGCCUCCUGACGUGCAUCAUGAGAGGCUUCUUCCUGUUUCUAUCCUAGGAUUCAUUGUAAAUCUUAUAGGAAUAUUUGUUUUUCAACAUGGAGGUCAUGGGCAUUCACAUGGCUCUGGGCAUGAACACAGCCAUUCUCUAUUUAAUGGGGGUCUCAGCCAUGGACACAGUCACGGAGGUCACGGUCACAGCCAUGAGCAUAAACAUGCCCAAGGACACACUCAUGAUCAUGGGCACAGUCAUGGACACUCUGAAGGUCAGGCUUAUUGCCAUGAUGACCACUCUCUUCAAGGGAUGGCUGGAUCCAACAAACAGAUUUUACAAGGUGUAUUUCUACACAUUGUUGCAGACACGCUUGGAAGUAUUGGUGUAAUCAUAUCUGCUAUACUGAUGCAAAACUAUGGUCUAAUGAUAGCAGAUCCUAUUUGUUCAAUGCUGAUAGCACUACUUAUAGGUGUAAGUAUUGUUCCACUUUUGAAAGAAUCAAUUGGAAUUUUGAUGCAACGAACUCCUCCUUCCCUGGAAAAUGCCCUUCCUCAGUGCUACCAGAGGGUGCAGCAGUUGCAAGGAGUUUACAGUUUACAUGAUCCACAUUUCUGGACCCUCUGUACUGAUGUUUACAUAGGGACUUUGAAGUUACUAGUAGCUCCAGAUGCUGAUGGAAGAUGGAUUCAAAGCCAAACUCACAAUAUUUUUACUCAGGCAGGAGUAAGACAGCUUUACAUACAGAUUGAUGUCGCAGCCAUGUAGUGAAUUUCUGAAACUGACCAAAGCUUUCUGUACUGUAAUGCUACAACAACUGUACUUCUCAAGAGAGAGGCUGCCUCCACCUGUUCUGGAACUGACUGAAUAGAUUUCUGUCCUUGGCCUAUGGAUGGAGUUCACUUCUAGGGAGUAAAUAUUGAAUGAAUGUUAUAGACUCUGGGUCUUGUCUUUUUGGGCCCCAUAACUUUCAAGUUUUGGGGGGUUUUUUACUUACUAAGAUUGUGGUACUGGAAACCCUGUCAUGUCUUCAGUGAAGCUGCUGAAACCACUGCUCAUUCCCAUAAAACCAGUGUUACCAACUAUUGGAAAUCUGUUUUGUAGAUAAUGUCACAAUGGCUGACAUGCUUCAAUAUAGUUGUAUGUUUCUACAAUUGUUUGUACUUUGCAAACUUAAUGAACCAAACCAUAUUGGGUUUUCAAAGUGCCUUUUAUAUCAGGAGAGGUAUUUGCCAGCAUAAAAAUGGAGCAUCAAAGGGUUUUAUUACUUUUACAAGUAUCUUGUAUGCAGUCACAUUAUUUACUAGUGAAGUAAGGGGGAGCGGGGUGUACUUGCAUAACUCUAGCCGUUAGACUUUCCUUAGACUUGCAUCAUACCAGACAGAACAAUUGUAGAUGUAAAAGGCAAAGAAACUUGUUAUCAAGAGACUUGCUUCCAAAACAGACUAUAUAUUUUGUUACAUACGUCUUGUGGAAAAAAAUUAAUAUUUUAAGUUAAAAUAUUAAACUCCAAUUCUUAGUCUCAUCAAGCUGUUGAGAGUAGUAAGAUAUUACAUGAUGCUACUCAUGUUUGUAGUCACUGAAACAACAGGAAGCUGAAGGAAGAUGAUAGUGAUGGAAGCAACGUUUGAAGUUUUUUAUCUUCCAUAUUAUGUAGCAAAAAAAAAAAUCCUUAAAUUAUUUGUGAAAGCUUAAAUCUCCUUGAUUUUCAUAAGUUGUAGUAAUUUUUAUUGAAGUGACGGUUGAGAUAACUUUUGCCUUUCCAAAUACUGAAAACAGUUUUUCCUGGUGGUUAUACCUGAAAUGGAAAUAAGGACCGGAGUUCAUGCUGUUUAUGAUCAUGCUUUUUUCAGGAUGACAAGUCUGGUAUUUUUUACUACCUUACUGAAGCCUUGUGUGUGUUCAUGGGGGGAAAAAAAGAAUUCUCAGUGCAGUAAGUUGUUUUAUUUCCAGAAACAUUGGUCUGUUGUAUUUUUCUAGCAUUUAUAAUCAUUUUACACUCUCACAUCUGGGCAUUGUUUUCAAAGACAAUCUGGUAUACUUGAUAUUACAGAUGAUAAUUCUACUAUGGUGUAGUAGUGAACUUGUAAUGGAAAAUUUUAAGAGUAAAAAAAAAACAGAUGGGCAUUUUUCUGACAAAUCAUAAUCACUACUUUGUGGUAUAGAUUUGAAGUAUUCUUCUGGUACCUAGGAUGUGGUAGUACUGAAAUCAAGGCCCUCUGAGGCAGUCUGUCUUGUGUAGUAAGUGCUAGGCACUAAUAAAGUCCUGAAGAAUCAUUUGGAUAAAUGGCUCGUUUGCUACUGAUGUUGCUGAAUUAAUGAUAAAGACCUGCUUACAUUCCUUCUGUCAUUCCUAUAUAGCGCCUGAAUUUUUAUAUCUUUUCAUGUGAAAACACAGUGGUUGCCAAACUGAUAGGUAGUUCCUGAAUUUUCCAGAUGAGAUACUAAAACAUGAAUGUAGAUUUUGUACACAGCCUUGGAGUGUACUCUCAUGCCCAGAAGGGAAAACUGGGUGUAAAGAAAAAUAGCAGGCACGUACAUAUAGCUCUUAAACUUUACAAUCUUUUCCAGUCUUCAGACCCAUCUUUAUCCCUAUUGCUGGUCUCCAGUCCUGUGUGCUUCUCCUGAGAAUGCAGGUACAGAGGGCCCUUUCAGCUGGCUGCACUAUUCUGCAUCUCUCUUCUGUUUCCUGCCUGGCACCCUGUCAGCUUCCUCACCUUCUCAUCUUGCAGAUGCUCUGCCAGGCCUGGAGUUCCUGACUGGAGGAUGGAUCUGAAAUUUACAGGGUGUAGAGUUGGGUGCAGUUUAAGAUACGCUGUUUGCAUGUAUUUUCACAGAAAAGGUAAUUAAAAUAUGGCUGUAAUUACAGGGUGAAGAUCCCUUAUAUUGUUUUGUAUUAUGUUGCAUACAGAAUGCUUCUUGUUGGUUGACAGCAUGACUUCUUGAGAUUUUUUUUAAUAGUUAAUAUUACUUAUAAUUGAGACUAGAGAAGAUAACUGGUAUCACUUUAAAGACAAGAAACAGCUGUCAUUGCAACUGUGUCAUGAUUCAAGAAAAGAUGUUGGUUUAUACCAUUUCCAUACCAGCAUGUUUCAGAUGUUUCAGGACUGAGUAUUCCUGGGCUUCCAGGAAUGCUCUAGCACUGCCCAAGAUGCCGGGCUUGGCCACCAUUUUUGUUUGCUUAAAGGGAAAAGCAAUAAUUACAACUUGUUUUCAAGUGAGAACCUGCCUGACUAGCAGUUAGGUUGGAUUGUUCUUGUGUUUGCCUUUUCUUUUUUACUUUUUUUUUCAAAGGUGUACACCUACAAACUUAAGUAUGGGAAAUUGUGUGAAAAAGCCUGUAAGCUGACUAUAGUUACACAGUACUGAUUUUAAUAGUUUUUUGACAUCUUUUUGUUGCUUAUGAGGCCUUAGCUGGCCAUUGGAAGCAAAUGUGCAAGUUUGAAUUUUCUGUGAUAGCACUUUCUUUGUUAUUUUCAAGGUCAGCUUGAUGUUUUUAUAGUAAGAAAUGUAGAAUUUGUUUGUUAGAUACAAGUGAGGGAAUUCAGAUUCAAAAUAGACUUUAAGCCUUUUUAUACAUUCUGAAAAAAGGUAAGCAUCACAAAAGUUCUGUGUAAGUUAGUAGGUGACAAGUCCAAUAAGUAACUACAAUUGCAUCUAGAACAUCAGUAAACAGUGAUAACUGAUUUAUUUUUUCACCUAAGGGUAUACUUGCUCAGGUUUUUAUGAGAGUUGAAAGUGUAUCUUUUCUUGUCCUCCAUUAUUUUGUGUUUUACUAAUUACCUUAGGUUUAGCUUCUUAUGUUACACUUUACUUUUAACGCUUUAAUGGAGAUGCAUUGCAGCAUUUAAACAAAUAUUUGUAUGAAUAACUGAUAUCCAGAGAUGGAUGAAUGUCUGCGUAUCAUCUGCUAAAACUCAGCUUCCUGGUAUUCAGUACCAAGUUUUGAAAGUAUGAUUUUUCUCAUGUUUUCAUAUAGCUGGAGUUAACUGUGGGGUUACUGGUCUGGUUUUGUGGGUUUUUUUCUGUGACUGAAAACAGUAACUUAAAAGCAUAUUGCCCCAAAGACAAAGCCUGCAAACAGCGUAAUUUUUACAGGACCUACAGCAAAAUAAUAAGAUAAAAUAAGUGCUACACAGUGUCUGUAUUAAAAUGUCACGAAUGUUUGUCAUGGUAAAGUAACAGUGGAAGAAAACUACUGGAGAGAAUGCAUAGUGAACACUGGUCCUUCACAGGCUAAUCCUGUAAGUCUGUACACAUCAUCAGCCUUGUUCAUUACAUUGUCUCCUACAGACAGACAGAGUGCUUGCAUGGUUUGCUAGACUAAGGGAAAAAGUGCUGGUCCAAGUAAAUGACUCUGCUUUUUAUGUAAACAUAAAACUGAAACAAAAGUUUAAUUGCAUCAUUAUUAAGAGCUGCUGACACUGUUUUUCCAUAAAAAUUGAAGCAGCUGCUAUUAAUAAAAUGGACCUUAAUGACUAACAUUCUUCAUUUAUUUUUCUGAAGACGUAGAGCUGGGUGUAAAGGUGAAGGAUAUAGAGGGUAUCUUUUUAACAGUUUUGAGUGAACCUGUUUUGGGAACGUGAACAAGACACAAGGGGGAGAAGCUGCUGCUGAACUGCAGUUUUCCACUCAUUGCACCCACUGUGCAAAGUGUGAAGUUCAUGGCUUUUCUCUCAUUGUGCAGAUUUCAGGUGCAGUAUUUUUUCAUGCUUCUAUAAAAUGCAAUACUCAUGUAACAAGAUCUUUAAAUACCAGUCCAGAGCAAGAGCUUUUUAGUUACUGAUUAAGCCCUGAACUGUUUUCCCCAGCAGCCAUUAUUAGCCUGAUACUUGCUAUGAUUCUUGAUUAUCACACCCCUUUUAAAUAUAUUUGAUAACGAGUAGAGAGGAUUUUUCUUCUGUUUUGAUAUAAUUGUCCAUUUCUCUGAUCCUUAAUACCGACUCAGUGGUUAAUUUCUCCUUUGUGCUUCUAUUAAAAUCCCUAUCUGCAGUUUGCUGGGAUUCCCUUUUGGAUUUCUCUCCCAUUCAGGCUUUGUUGCAGUGACAAACCCUGUUGGGAUUCAUUGGCCAGAGACUGCUAUAAUGUGAAACAAUGCCAGUUAUGCCUCUGCUGUGCCUGGCAUGUGAAGACUUCCUCUUGCUGUGUGCAAAUACUUGUCUAUUUCAGUGAGCCACAGAAGUUCCUGACAAUGUGGCAAUUUGGUGAAAUAAUGUGUUAAAGGGGUUGUGUAUUUCAGUCCCCAUGUGCAUUGAAGCCCUUCAUGGGUAUGCUGGGAUCUUGUACAAGAGUUAAAUGAAUCACUACAGUAUUUGCCUGAAGUGUGAAACAUUGUAAACGAAGAAACUGCCAAAAUAAUUACUAAAGCUUGCCUUUACCUUGAAAUUACAGGAAUUACUCUUAUGUGAGUUUAAGUUGAAUUGUACAAAAUAGUACAGGUAUCCAAAUACCUGUAAAGAAAUCUUAAUGAAAUCUUUCAAGGCAGCUCACUAAAAUUCUGAAGACUGUGUAUGAUUUUGUUCUGGAAUGCUAAUUUUAGUAGCUUAGCCAUGACUUGUCCGAAGUGCAAUAGUAGAAAUUUUUAAUGUAAUCUUUUCUACUUGAAUACAGUCUAUAUCAAAUGUUAAAUGUCCUUUAUUGGUGAAAAAAUAUGGGAUUCACUUUC